GCUACAGGCUUCAGUUUUCCUCCAGAAACCUUCAAGAGAUGAAGAAAUCCCUGCUGGCUGCGCUACUGGUCCUCGUGGUAGUAUCCGCGCAAGAUCGACCCACGAUUAGUUCUCCUUCCGGACAAAUUCAGGGCACCGUAGAAUCGUGUGGACUGUUCUGUUCGUACUAUUCCUUCAAGGGAAUCCCUUACGCGCAACCUCCUGUUGGUAAUCUUCGCUUCCGGAAUCCGGAUCCUCAUCCAGGAUGGAGCGGUGUACGCGAUGGAAGCCAGCACGGUGCGUUCUGUCCUCAAUAUGAGCUGAAUACCUUGGAGAUCAUCGGUGAUGAAGAUUGCCUGUUUCUGAAUGUCUACACCAAGGAAUUGAUAGGGAACCGUCCUGUGAUGGUAUGGAUCCACGGUGGAGCGUACAGUUCCGGGUUUGGAGAUGCUGACUUAUACGAUCCGCAGAAGUUGGUGCGGGAAGAUGUGGUCGUUGUCACUAUCAACUACAGGCUGGGAGCGCUGGGCUUCCUGAGUACUGGCGACCAAUAUGCCCAGGGAAAUUGGGGACUGAAGGAUUGUGUUGAAGCACUACGUUGGGUACAAAAGAACAUUGCCGCGUUUGGAGGUGAUGUAAACAGUGUGACUAUAUUCGGAAGCUCAGCCGGAAGCUCGUUGGUGCACUUCCUUUAUCUAUCGGACAUGGCACAAGGACUCUUUCAUAAGGCAAUCGCCCAGAGCGGAACGGCUUUGGCUCCUUUUGCAUUCCAGCCCAAUCCUAAAUUCUACGCAGAUAGAUUAGCCAACAUCUUCGGUUUCUCGAGCGAUAGUGCAGUCUACGUGGAUCAGUUGAGAACACUACCGGCUAGCAGUUUUGUUCCGUUUCAAGAGGCCUUGUAUACCGUGCCGGUGCCGAGGUUCUUAAGACCGCUGGACUUUGCUCCAUCACUUGAACCUGCAAGCUCACCAGAACCAAGAGCUUUGCGUGAUAUCCCAUUGAACCUGAUACAAUCCAGUCAGCAUAGUGCUCCUCUUAUCUUGGGUUACAACGAUCUAGAGGGGUCUUUUUUCACAACUUUGGAAUUGUUGGUAGAUCAAACCGUCUUUGGUCAGUUCAAUGAUAACCCUCACCUACUGGUACCAUUUUUCUGGAACAUCAACGACAAUACACCCACAUCGAAAGCCGUGAGCAACGCAUUCCAGCAGCAUUACUUCAAUGGUCAACCGAUUGGUCUGGCCUUAUUCUUCGAAUGGAGUAAAUAUUACGGUGAUCAUCAGUAUCUAUUUCCGAUUCACUAUACAGCGAAACUGCACGGGCGUGCAUCGGCACCGGUAUACUAUUAUCAAUUCUCCUACGAUGGAGAUCUGAAUUUAUACAAGAAAUUGCUGGGUAUAACUCAUCCCGGAGCGAUACAUACGGAUGAGCUUCCAUACAUGUUCGAGCUGGCUACGCAGAUGGGAGUCGAGGUGCCUCCGGGAAGCCAUGCGCUCAUUGUAAGUGAUCGGAUUGUUCGGAUGUGGACUAAUUUUGCAAAGUAUAGUGACCCAUCACCCAGCACGGAUCAAUUGCUGCAGAACUUGAUUUGGCCUACGCUUCAGGAGGGUUCCGGUGAGGUAACAAUGCUUGAUAUUGGACAGAAUUUGGUAGUUACGGAUGCGUCGAGUUCGGAAAUUUUUCAACUGUGGCAGAAUCUUCAGAAUCAAUACGCUACCAACCCCUUUCUGUAGAAUGCUUUGCUCAUGCAAACUACUCCAGAAUGUCAACAUUCGUAAAUAUAUUUUUCGAUAAUCAAUUACAAUAAACAUCCAUACAUAUAUUCUUUACAUAUAUC
Molecule: messenger RNA, 1813 nt
Organism: Ochlerotatus camptorhynchus
Lineage: Eukaryota; Metazoa; Arthropoda; Insecta; Diptera; Culicidae
Product: acylcarnitine hydrolase-like
Exons: 2
Coding region: 39-1709 (556 amino acids)
Source: RefSeq, a predicted model, not a curated record